AUGGGUAUCGACUGCCAUGGCCGAGCUCAAACCAUUCAACACAAACUCGACGCUCUGACAUCUAGCUCCUGUAACGUGCUUCCAGGACACAUAUGGCCUGCCAAUUAUGUUUGCAGAAUGUGCAAGGGUAAGGGAAAUCAAGAACUCCAAACGUUUGCAGUUCUUCCAAACACAGAAGAAGAAGAAGAAGCAGAAAACACGAUGAAAGGAACAGAGGAGAGAACAUUGUAUCAUCCAAAGUGCACUUUUGUUUCUGAACUCGAGACGUUUCCUUUAUACACAGCCAGAUAA
This is a messenger RNA of Prunus armeniaca (apricot), 291 nucleotides long. The record is from the annotation of a GenBank genome assembly. NCBI's taxonomy places the organism in Eukaryota, Viridiplantae, Streptophyta, Magnoliopsida, Rosales, Rosaceae.